CCCCGGAUCUGCAGAAGAAGUGAACUGAGCUGAGAGGCGGUUGUUGUGGUUUGGUUGCUGAGCGGCGCUCUGAAACACAGCAACACAGAGAAACACAGAGUCUGAAACAGAGAUGAUUACCUGAGCUCAGGAACCUGUACACCUGCUUCACAGCCUCAGAAAUGAAGAAGAAGAAGCUGCAGAGUGUGAGGAGCGGGAGGAGAGUCAUCAGUGAUGUUUCUCCUUCCACAAGCGUUCCUCCUCUUGUGGAAGGGCAAGUUCGAUGUUUCCUGAGAGUCACAGUGAGUAGAGUGCUGUGGACCAUAAACAGACCUCCCCCGGUGACGCUGGUUCGUUUGAGAUGGUGGGGGGAGUCCAGCGGUGGAACAGUCUUCUGUCCGAGAGACGGAUCCUUAACUCGACAGAAAGAUGUUAAAUCCACCUGCCGUUUUCCAGUCCGAUGUGGACCCAAGCAGUUUACUUCAUAUCUGACAGAUAUGGGCUCCUUGGUGCUGGAUGUUCUUACGAAGCCUGACCACUUGCCCAUAGCACGAGUACAAAUAGCUGGAAUUGCUAGAUUAUCUCUGUCCCAUUCUAUAAAUGGGUUUUUUACCCUUGUUUCACCAACAUCUGAAAAACUGGGGGAGCUUCAGGUCGCACUUGCACUGGAGCCACUGACAGAAACGUAUGACAGCAGUGGCUCAGUGCCAACCACAGACAUGAGCACUGACGCUGCAGUGCCCGCUCCUGGACUGAUCUCAGAUCAGGGCCUGCUGGCACCUCCUCUGGUCCAACUGGGCCCAAGCAAAAUAGGCAGAGAGUCCGUUGAAGGCAGUUCCAGCAGCACCCCAAGGGGGAAGGAUCACCUGUACUUUCAAGAAAGAGGAGUCCCCAUCAGAAGCCGGUCACCACUGAAGCCUGACAAUAUCUCUACGCACCAAAACCUACAUUCUUAUGGAUCUCGUUCUGGAAUUGAACCUUCACUUAACACAGAUAACAACCCAGGUGUCCACAUGCCCUCAGGAGACAGUCGUGCAUCUGUUGAUCUUCUCUCUGUUCUACUUGAGCGUGGUAGCAAGCUUAGGAAUGCCAUGGUGGUUUCAGCACUGAAGUCUGAUACAGAUUGUGAUGUUCUGAAGGACACUCCCCUGCCUCUGCCAAGAGACAACAUUGGUAUCUCUCCUUUAUCACCACCCGUGCCUUCAUCUGGGCAGCUACUGCAGAACAUCCUCCACUCAGAUCUCCAUAAUUCAUCUCAGGACCCUGAUCACCUCAGGCCAGAGGGGACCAUAGACACGCAUGAUGUAGCUGUGGAUCUGCUGCUUGGAAGUGUGAAUGGAUCUGUGCUUCCUAUUUGGGAUGGAGAUGGAUCCCCUCAAGGUUCUCUCUCAGGCUGCAGCAGUGUGAUGAUGGACAGUGAACUUGGUGAUCCUCAGUUUGACCAGAGUCUUCUGGAGAACCUGUUCUACAAAGCUUCAAGGGCCGACAGCUGUCUGAGUGAAAAAGAAGAAGAUACUCAGAAGAAACCGAGCUCAGAGAAAAAUAACAGGCUGGAUUCAGGUGUUGGGCAGCAUGUAGGAGCAGAGAGCGUGUUCUCUGGACUCAGUGUGGACAGGAUUGCAUGUCUUGGAAGCAUCCAUGUGGCCAGAGUAGUCAUUCUCCAGCUAACUGUCCCCACAGACAGUGUCUCUAAUACAGCCAGGAAACUCUCAGGGAAAGGGAAACCCCCUCGACCCCUUACCUCUAAGAAAUGCUCAUAUUUUGUGGAAUAUCUCUUUCCACUUCCACUUACUGAUGAUAAGACCGGGUUGGCUGUGCCUGCAGAAGUUACUCGGGUGGUGUCCAGUAAAGUUGUAGAUGGAGUGGUAAACUUUCAGCAGCGGACCGUCUUCCCAGUGCAUUUCAGUGGCCCAACCAUUAAACAAUGGUGGGACACAAGCCUUACUUUCAAAAUCUUCUGCAGGAAGAGCUAUCAGAAAAAGCCUGUUCCUGUAGGGGUGGCCAAGUUCCCCCUGCGCACUAUUCUUCAGAGUGAUCGACUGUCUAUCACUACUGCCAUUCCUAUCCAGAAGCUUGAUGUGGAUUCGGACAAAGAGGACAUUGGACCCCUCAAGGUCUCGCUUGAGCUGGCAGCAGACAAGAAAGAGUUCUCCUCCAAAAGCAGGUCAGGAAAAAACACUCUGAGUCCAGCUGCAUCUCCACGGAAAGCUCCUCUCCCUGAAGUAGAUAUUUCUCCUGAUCCACAAGGUGAAGGACCCAGCGGGGAUUUUCCACCUGUCUUUGAGUUCGACAGCAGAAGAGGUCCAUCCCCUUUAACAGUUCCUCCACCACAGAACAUCCUGAUGCCCAGAAUCAGGUCCCGGUCCUCCUCCCCCCGAAGUAGAGUUCAAAACUCCCCCCAUAAGACCCCUCAAAGUGCGGAUGAGGACGAGAGGGAACUUCUACUCCAUACUCUGCUUGUGGUGCCAGAUGGCAAGGACUUUAGCUGUGCACCCAUGCAGCCCAAUGUCUACCUAAACUGUAAGCUGUUUGGCUCUGAGGAGACCACCAGAUCGGUAGUCAGCUGGGGUCAGACACAUCCGACGUUUAACCUGGUUCAGGUUGCACCGGUGGCUCUUAAUUCCAGGUUAUUGGAGAGAAUGAAGAAUAAUGUGAUGAUUAUAGAAGUUUGGUUAAGAGCAGGCAGCUCUCAUAAUGAUAAACUCCUGGGGCUGGUUAAACUCCCUCUACACCAGUUCUACAUGUCGUUCAGAGACCCGAAGAUUUCCCAGCUGCUGCUGAAGUCUCAGUAUCCAGUGCUGGCAGUGGACAGCUACAUGCCUGUCGUGGACAUCUUCACUGGAGGAACUCGGGGGAGCCUGAGGGUGUGUCUGGCCAUGGGCCUGUCCCAGCAGAUCACGUCCCUCCAACGCAUGAGAGACGAGGAACUGGCCUCUGUGUCUCAGAUACCCAGACCAGCCCACCUGCUGGAUCACAGACCAGUUCCAGAGAUAAAGGCGAAUGCUGCUCCCGCCACGGCUCUGAAUGAACACGUGUUUGUGGUUCGAGUGGAGAAGGUGAGAGGACUGACUCCUCUCCAGUCCACCGUCUGGGGAGAAGCAGACUGCUACAUCCACUACUCGUUUCCUGCUCAGGAGGACGAUGCCAGGCAGGAUGUUGACCCACAUGUAGUGGAGAGCAGUGUGAAUCUGAAGUCGUACCGAACUGUCACCACACUGUGUGUGCCUGAUCCAGUGUUUGGUCACUCUGAGACCCACGUUCUUGUGGCUUCUCCAGCUGUUCCAGUACAGAGACUGCUGCUCAGCUCUUUGGCCAGCCAGGGUCCCAGCGCUGGGGGAGGAAUCCCGUUUGAAGUGUGGUGCAGGUAUUAUUACCCAAAUGUUCGAGAGCAGCUGGUAGCCAGAGGGGUGCUGCCGAUGGCCAAGCUGUGUGCCAUGGUGACGAUGCAGAGACAAGGCCAAACCGAAGCCCAGCUUUUCUCCCUUCCACUGAUACCAAGAACCGACAGACCUUCUGAUGUCCAGCCUCAGCCCUCAGGGCUUCUGGAAGUGAGUGUUCAGUACAGGACUCGGCCAGUAAGGGGCACUGGUGUGAGCAGUGGAGCUUUGGCAUCCCGCAUGGUGAACCUGGUGGUGCAGGUGCACAGAGCUGCUGGUCUACAGGCUGCAGCACGGGCUGCAGCACUGCAGUAUUACUCUGAGGUUGGAGUGAACUGCUUUGUUACAAUACAGCUGUCCUUACUGUCGGAGAGGGAGAGCAGGAGUACUCGUGUGGUCGCACGGAGCUUCUCCCCAGAGUUUGAGUAUCAUGCAGAGUUCUGUUGUCAGAUGUUGGUGCAGAGGGACACUGGUGAGAGCGUGAGUCUGGUGGAGCUGCUGGAAGAUGCUGUGGCGGUAUUCACUGUUUACAACAGAGACACGCGAAAGGGUGUUGGUGCAUCGACACCUAAGGACACUGUAUUGGGCUCAGUGAGAAUUCGUCUAGCAGACCUCUUGCAUAAAAGAACAGGCAUAUCUGGUUGGUAUGGUCUCUCUCUUCCUCCGAGCGCCUCAUCACAUUGCAACCUGACCACAGUCGGAGGGCUGGAGCUCUCCAUACACUUCAGCCAUCAUGCAGACCGAGAGCGUGUCCUCAGUUCAGCCCGCCUUCUGGGAUGGCAAGACAAGGGAGAUGACGGUGAGGAGAAGGAGGAGGAUAAAGAGGAAGGAGACUUGGGUUCAGAAAGAUGGCAGUCGCUGGGAUUAUCAGUCUCUAUGCCCAGAGCUUGGCUGCCCACCCACUGUCUGCUGCUCCCGGGUCACACCGAGCUCCAGCGAUCUACAUACUGCUACUACAGAUACAAGCUCUAUGACCAGGACACCUUCUGCUCUCAGCUGAGACAUCCCAUCUUGGAAGCGAUUGAGGAGGAGGAGUCAGGAAGAGCUGACUUAGACUCAGGCAUAGCCACAGUGGCUUUUCCAGGAAACCAGACUGCGGAGCUGAGGGGAAGCCAGCCCCUGCUCUGGUACCUGAGGGAGGAGAGGCUGGAGGUGCAGCUCUGGGUCUCUUUUGGGAAGGGGAAACGAACACGACCUCAUGACUCUGAUCGUCUCGUCGGCUCCGCCUUCCUCGAUCUUUCAACACUAACAAUAGCUUCAAAACAGAAGCUGACAAUAAGUGGUGUGUAUCCUCUGUUUAAGCGUUCUGCUGCUGAUCUGGGUGGAGCUGCCCUCAGAGCCCACAUCACUGCCACCACAGGUUCAGCCUGUCUUCCAGCCCCAGCCCUCCCUGAGGAGGAGGAGCAGGUGAGCAGCCCAGGAGAGGAAGAGGAGGACCAGGUUCCCUUAUCCAGACUCUCUCGCAGUGCAGACGGUGUGUCGAGGUGGUGUCGUGUUCCUAGCCGACAGCCCACCAAAUCAACCAUAAUCUCAGAACCGCAACCUCCUUCCCGCGGCGCUGAGCUCAGCGAGGAGGAGACCUUCACAGCCAGGAUCAGCGUGGAGAGAGCCAUGCACCUCAGCCUGAAGGGUUGUCCUCUGGCUGAACGUAGUGGUAGUCUCCCCAGCUGCUGUGUCUCGUACGCCGUGGCCGACAGCUCUGCUACACUGAGCACAGAUGUGGUACAAGACAGUGACUGUCCUGUUUGGGACCAUCAUCAGGAAUGCAGGCUGUCAAAGGAGCUACUUGUGGAUCCUCAGCAGGCACUGGUGUUCAAAGUCUGGCACAAAGGAGAGCUGGAGAGAGUGAUUGGCUUUGCUUCAGUGGACCUGUCUCCUCUGCUGUCUGGAUUUCAGUCUGUGUCUGGCUGGUACAACAUCACAGACUUCAGUGGCCAGUGUCAGGGCCAGAUCAAGGUGUCUGUCUCUCCUCUAACGGGUGUGCAGGAGCUCCGGCCCCAGAGGCUGGCCCUCUGUGAAAACACCAACACUGACUCCAGCUCUCUGUUUAGUGCCUUGCCACUGUGCUAUCAAACUACAGCUGUGUACAGCAGCUUCCCCAGCCACAUCACCCGGUUUCCUGAGCAGAGGAUCAGCUCCCCCUCCGACAUACUGCUGUCUGCCAGAUCUAGUGUAGCUGAUCGCCAUGAUGAACAUAUGGACAACGUUCGACGCUUCCAUCACGCUCUGCAGGAGGGCGAGAGUGCUCCACUGCCUUCCGGUGCUGGAGAUGCUCACCCAUCCAGCUCUGUCCUCUUCUCAGCCCUCAGGAAAAACCUCAGUGAGCUGGAUGACAUCCAAAAGUACUUCAGUCGCAAGCUGGCGACUCCAGUCUUUUCAGGAAUGGGUGAACAAGGCCGAGACACGAGGCAGGAGCAGCACAGAGAUUCAGAAACAGACACGGCACAGCUACUGCUCAAGUCCAACAAACUGGUGGGAGAAGUCAACAGCAUCAUUAAAGGUCUAGGCACUCGUCAGACUGAACCAGCAUCUUCAAACUCUCAGCUCAACCCAUCCACACCACCUCAGAGGGAAGUUCAUGUUUUCUCUGGUGUUAUUGGUUUAACACUUGCAGAGUCAGACAGCUGUGAUACGGAGGGCUGUUCUCCAAAAGAGCCAGAGAGGAAGCUGGAGGACAUCUCAACCUACACCUCACCUGCUGCAGAGCAACUCAGCCAGUCACCUGUCCCUGAAGAUGAGGACAUCCACCAGGACAACUCGUCCAGUGAGGAAGAGAAUGGCCAUAAAGAAGUGAACGAUGCAGAAGAGGAAGAUGAGGAGUUUGAGGAGACGUUGGUAGAGCCUCGCCCGCUGAAUGAGGUAACCUCAAUCACAGACAGGACCAGCCCCUGGACCAGUGUGCUGUCUGACCCUGAUCUCGGCUCUCUGGAGAGUCUGGAGGUGGAGGAGCCGCCUCUCUGGCACUCUCAAAACAUCACACAGGAAAAGAAGAGGAACAGCUCCGGUUUCCUGCCAGCUGCACCUUCGCAACAUCUGCCUUCUCAGCGUAAUGAUGACUCUGAUUAUUCUGAUGGGUUUGAAUCAAUUGAGGAGAUUGAGGCAGUUAAAGAUGUACAGAGUGACAGUGAGGAGCACAGUGAGGAGCAGGAACCUUGGGCUGCUGGACUGCAUCAGAAUUCUUCUCAGGGAACCAAGCAGGUAGGAGAUCAUGGCCAGCAUGACACGUCAGAAGAUGAUGAUGAUGAUGAUGAUGAUGAAGUGGAAGACAAAGAUGACUCACCGUUACCUCUCAGUUCAGGAUCUAGCACCAAGGAAAACCAUAAUGAGAAUGAUGAAAAUAAAACAAAUCUCUGUGAAGAUAUAGAGAUGCCAAACUUCUUUCUUCCAUCUCACCACCUGGAGGCUUCUAUGAGAGCUAUUCGUUUAGCUCCUGUGUUCCCAUCAGUUUUCUCUGAUCCAGAUGUGAAGUCUGCAGCUCAGCAUCGUCAUGUGACACGACCGAGGCUCAACCUCCAUUCAUCAUCAGCAAAUAGAGAAGAGACCAAAAGAAUUGCGAAAAUAUUUGCGUCACAUUUUACAGAGGAAUGUUAGUUUAUAACAGUUUUAUAGAUUGAGUUGUUUUUUUAUUGUAAUUGUUAACUGUUUGUUUUAUUUAUUUUCUAAUCUAUAUUUAUAUGAUUUAAAUAAUGUCCAAAUCUCAGAGAUGAAUUGAAUAAUGUGAGGAAUAAUAAGGCUGUGUAUUUGCUGUGUGAAUGUAUUGUUUUUUAUUUUUCUAAAUAAAGACGUUUGUAGUUUGUA
Molecule: messenger RNA, 7154 nt
Organism: Astyanax mexicanus (Mexican tetra)
Lineage: Eukaryota; Metazoa; Chordata; Actinopteri; Characiformes; Acestrorhamphidae
Gene: c2cd3
Product: C2 domain containing 3 centriole elongation regulator
Exons: 35
Coding region: 162-6947 (2261 amino acids)
Biological process (GO): cilium assembly; centriole elongation
Cellular component (GO): centriole; centriolar satellite
Source: RefSeq, a predicted model, not a curated record